This is a messenger RNA of Cooperia oncophora, 627 nucleotides long. Lineage: Eukaryota; Metazoa; Nematoda; Chromadorea; Rhabditida; Trichostrongylidae. The record is from the annotation of a GenBank genome assembly.
AUGGUAUAUUCAUUCCUAAGAAACAUCAAAUAUUGUUAUGAAUCUUCAGAAGAACUUCCCUGUGGACAUCUACAGGGCGGUUGCGGAUCAUUGAAGUGUCCGCACGGAGCAGCCUGCGAAAACAUGCUGGACAACGACUACCACUUCUACAUUGCCUUCGAAAACUCAAUUUGUAAGGAUUAUAUCACCGAGAAGCUCUGGAAUCAAGGAUAUCAACGAGAUAUUGUGCCUUUGGUGCUGAAGCGAUCAGUAGUGGAGCCGUUUGUCCCUCCGAAUUCAUUCAUAGCUGCUGACGAUUUCAACAGCACAGAAGACAUGGCCACGUAUCUCCAUUACCUGAUGAUGAACAAAACUGCUUACGCGGAAUACUUUUCUUGGAGGCGAGAAUAUAAAGUUGUUUUCUUGAACGGGAAAUCUCACGAUGCAACAGAGCGUCCAUGGGGCUUCUGCCAGGUCUGUCGACUUCUAUGGCAAAAGCCACGACCAACAUUCUCCAUCAGAGAUUUCACGACAUGGUGGGAUCGAUCAUGUGAGAAUGACGGCGCAUUAGUUGACCGUCUGCUUCAACAUAGAUCAGUGCCUCCAUCAAGAAACACCUCAUCAAGUACUUCAAUUGUGAAGAAAUGA